Molecule: messenger RNA, 3418 nt
Organism: Globicephala melas (long-finned pilot whale)
Lineage: Eukaryota; Metazoa; Chordata; Mammalia; Artiodactyla; Delphinidae
Gene: PITPNA
Product: phosphatidylinositol transfer protein alpha
Biological process (GO): phospholipid transport
Cellular component (GO): cytoplasm
Molecular function (GO): phosphatidylcholine intramembrane carrier activity; phosphatidylcholine binding; phosphatidylinositol binding
Source: RefSeq, a predicted model, not a curated record
AUGGUGCUGCUCAAGGAGUAUCGAGUCAUCCUACCUGUGUCUGUAGAAGAGUAUCAAGUAGGGCAGCUGUACUCUGUGGCUGAGGCCAGCAAAAAUGAAACGGGUGGUGGUGAAGGUGUGGAGGUCCUGGUGAAUGAGCCCUAUGAAAAGGACGGCGAGAAAGGCCAGUACACGCACAAGAUCUACCACUUACAGAGCAAAGUGCCCACAUUUGUUCGAAUGCUGGCCCCGGAGGGAGCCCUGAAUAUACAUGAAAAAGCGUGGAAUGCCUACCCUUAUUGCAGAACAGUUAUUACAAAUGAAUACAUGAAAGAAGACUUUCUGAUUAAAAUUGAAACCUGGCACAAACCAGAUCUUGGCACCCAGGAGAAUGUGCAUAAACUGGAGCCUGAGGCCUGGAAACAUGUGGAAGCUAUAUAUAUAGACAUUGCAGAUCGAAGCCAAGUACUUAGCAAGGAUUACAAGGCAGAGGAAGACCCAGCAAAAUUUAAGUCUAUCAAAACAGGCCGAGGACCCUUGGGUCCCAAUUGGAAGCAAGAACUUGUAAAUCAGAAAGACUGCCCAUACAUGUGUGCAUACAAACUGGUUACUGUCAAGUUCAAGUGGUGGGGCCUGCAGAACAAAGUGGAAAACUUUAUACAUAAGCAAGAGAAGCGUCUGUUUACAAACUUCCACAGGCAGCUGUUCUGUUGGCUUGAUAAGUGGGUUGACCUGACUAUGGAUGACAUUCGAAGGAUGGAAGAAGAGACGAAGAGACAGCUGGAUGAGAUGAGACAGAAGGACCCAGUGAAAGGAAUGACAGCGGAUGACUAAAGCCACUCCUCCCCCUUCUGCACUUUUUGCAAGACAGUGGUCAACAGGAAGGCCCAGCAGCUCCACCCUCCUGAGUGACAGGCCAUCUUCGGACGCAGCCUUUCUGUGCCCAUUCUUCAGGCAACUUUGAUCCCUUACUGUAGUUAAUUCUAGAUGCCCUUUAACAUUGUGAACAAAUAGACUGUCUGGUAUUACGAAGCCCGUGUGUGCGGGAGCCUGCCCCUCUGAGAUAUGUGGCGUGUAGGUGGCUGUAUUUACAGCUCCUCCCUCUCCAACCAUUGUGUUCUUGACCCAUUUCUGUGUGCCCCCGCCCCCUUUAUUUCUAAGUGACAUUUUUAGUCUUUCAAAAUAGCUGCCUUUUGUGAUGUGGUGAUUUUAAAUGAUUUACUUUGUUAGUUUUCAACCUUGGGAUAAACUUGAGGUAUUUUGCUUCCUGGGCAGAUCUUUGCAAUUUUGAGUGCUCACCUGGGGAGAAGGGAUGAGUUAGAAAUACAUAUUUUUUUCCCUUCCAGUUCCACAGAACAGCAAUGUGGCUUCAUAACUCUGACCUCUGCUCCCAGUAACCCACCGUUAGAGUGCUCUAGGCACCAUGGAAGUACCCAAGGCCCAGCCAGCCUGUUUUGAAAAUUAAACAAAUACAAAUAACCCCUGCCCCAGGCAUUGCAUCUCUGGUCACUAGUCUUAGAAAUACCUAUGGUUUCUUGGCCCUCCUGUUGCCCACUGUGUAUCUCCGCAGAGCCCGUAAUGUGCCCGGGUCAACUCUACCUGGAGGGAACUGUCCCGUGUGGCCCUUAGAAUUGAGUCUGCCCCAUACCUACCUACUAGUCUGCCCCCCGAGGAGCUCUGUAUGUCCACGCUCCUCUUUCCUUUUGGGCUGGUGCUGCCACUCAGCAAUAAUCCCCUUUUCUCUGUGCUUUCUUAGAUUCCUGUCCUCUGAGGCUGGUCAGGACGCAAUGGGUCUUGAUCUUUUCAUGCUGCACAAAACAAGCAUGCAAAAAGCUUCUUCCCAGAACAUGUUCCCCCACGUCUCCAGUUGCUGGAAAGGAAUUUGGGGAUCAAGAACUCAGCUUGUCCUGCCCCCAUGCUGAGUUCUGCCCUGGACAAUCAAAAGCAAGUAGCGAUCAUAGUACGGAGCUCUCCCAAAGCUGGCUGGUGAGAAAGUCCAGGCUCCGGGGAACAGAAGCUGCCGAGUGCUUCACGGUUCCCUGUGACUUGGCAGAGCCCGAGUAUGCCUUCCCAGUGGGAGAAUCUGAGAUAGCUGUGGUGUCACCUGACAUUUCCCAAACCUUGUGAAGUUUGUUGGCCGAGUGUGCAGUGACUCAAGCCCAUGCUAGCCUGGGUGCAACUGCUAAUGCGAGACCAAAUCUCUGUUUGGGGAGUGAGAAGUAGGAUGGGAUGAUAUGUCCUUAGGUUUUUGUCAGUUUGUUUUGCCUUACUCAUUUCUAAGUGCAAUAAGGGAGUGUCACACAGGAUGAAACCUGUGACUUCCUGAUGGCUGCUUUCCUGUGGCCCUCCUGGGGUAAGGGUGGACAGACUCAGCGUGGUUAGCUCCCACCUUCACUGAGGCCACCUCUGGGGCCGGGAGAUAUCCUGUCACAGUCUCCUCACCUUGUGGGGUCUAUAGUAGUGGAUCUGGGGCAAUUCAGUUGGUUAUUAGCAUCCCAACUGCUGGUAGCAUUUAUUUGACUGGGAAAGUUGAAUAGACAUUCCUACUGGAGAAAAAUAUAAAUGUUUUCCUACAAGCUCUGUAUUAGCUAUAAUUAUAUUUGUGCUUAAAGCUUUUUCCCUUCUUAACAUUCAUCAACUAAGUUAAGUCCAGAUGUGGGUUAGCCUGGGAGAAACAAACGGUGAUAUUCUAGGCAGACUAUUGUUUAUGUGGUUUGAGGGUCAGCAGUUGUCAGUCUCCUCCCUUCAGCUCUUCUCUGAGAUCCACACGUAUCACUCCAAUUCUAGGGGCGGGGCUCGCUCCUUGUCGGCCUUUUCUCUGGCUCCUCCCACCUCCACCUGUUGCCCCAGUUCAGCUUCCACAAGAGCUGAACUGGUGUUUCCCGAGGUCAGCUGGAUUUGGGGCUCCAGCCCACAUCAACAUAAGAAGGGACGUGCCUGGUCUGUUCCGUCCCCAUGGAUAGUGUCGCUGCUGGGCAGCAGUGUUGGCUUCUUUUAAGUAUCCCCCUUCCCUCCUUACCCACCCCCCAAACUGACUAGCACUCAGAGGGGCUUAUGAUGCAAGGCUCAGCUCCUGGGGUAGUACCUUAGGAUGUGCCACGCCCCUUCAGACCAGCUGCUUUCAGGGCCGCUGUCCCAGUUGGAAGCAGCAGUGCCUCUAUAGGAGGGGUGCUGGGCUCUGGCCUUCUCAUGGAGAGAGGUUGGGGACAGGGUCAGUAUUGUGGACAUGUGUAUAUCUUCCCAAAUUCUCUUACAGUCCCUGCUGGGACUCCCUGACAUAUUUUGGUUGGUUCCUAGUGCUACUUCUUUUACAAAAUACACUUUGUAGAACUGAUUAGAUUACCUUGUUUAUUUAAUGUGAGUUUGUGCCUUUUUGUCUCAAUCUUCCAAUAUGGGUUAUAUUGGGGGAAAAAGCAGUCUAAUAAAAUCCUAGACAGAG